Ostreobium quekettii is the source of this 384-nucleotide messenger RNA. The record is from the annotation of a GenBank genome assembly. NCBI's taxonomy places the organism in Eukaryota, Viridiplantae, Chlorophyta, Ulvophyceae, Bryopsidales, Ostreobiaceae.
AUGGAAGGCCACGACACUGCAGUGGAGCUUUUGCUGUCCCAUGGCGCAGCUGUGGACAACAUCGACAAGGAUGGAGACACACCCCUUUCAGAUGCAAUACGCAAUGGCCACCCAAGCACAGUGGAGCUCCUGCUGAAGCAUGGGGCACGCACGGACAUAGCAAACGAGACAGGAGCAACCCCUCUUCUGCUUGUUUGGCAAAAGACAUGGUACGCAAACAACGACGAGCAGACUGCUGCGGAAAUCGUCAGGAUCAUGCUGGACCAUGGCGCAGCCCUGGAGGAUCCAAACAAUGAUGGCGUGACUCCGCUGAUGGCGGCUGCAAAGGAUGGCCACACAUCUGCGGCAGAGUUGCUCCUGAGCAAAGGGGCUUCCGUGAUGUCG